Messenger RNA from Pantherophis guttatus, 1782 nucleotides. It is a transcript of the gene MKRN1, whose product is annotated as makorin ring finger protein 1. Gene Ontology annotation, molecular function: ubiquitin protein ligase activity; metal ion binding. The record is from RefSeq and is a predicted model, not a curated record. Gene Ontology annotation, biological process: protein polyubiquitination. Lineage: Eukaryota; Metazoa; Chordata; Lepidosauria; Squamata; Colubridae.
CGGAAGGAUGCGUUCCCGGAAGUUCCGGUGGGGCCGUCGCUGUGUGGGGUAAACAAUAAUGGCGGAGGCUGCGGUGGCCCCCGGUGGUGGCGGAGUAGCGGGAGCGACAGCCACGGCAGCGGUUGUCACGGCUUCCAGCGCUGGCGACUCCGCCACCACCCUCACCACCACGGCCUCCAGCCUCCCCACAGCCGAGCCUCAGCCACCGUCCGCCGGAGCCGGAGGGGGAAGCAUCAGCGGUUGGACUAAGCAAGUCGCCUGCAGAUAUUUCAUGCAUGGUGUUUGCAAGGAAGGGGACAACUGCCGUUAUUCCCAUGACCUCUACACUACCCACUCUGGCAUGGUGUGUAGGUAUUUUCAGCGAGGAUGCUGUGCUUAUGGAGAUCGUUGCAGAUAUGAACAUACUAAGCCAUCGAAAAGAGAAGACACAACUACUGUGAGUCCAGUUGCAAAAACCUAUUCUUCGGCCUCAACGGAUGUGACCCCAUCUCCUGGAACACUUGAAGUGAGCAGCGGUGAGACUGAAGACAAAGAGCUGGCAGCUGCAGGAGCUGGGGCUGAAGAUUGGGUGAAUGCUGUGGAGUUUAUUCCUGGGCAGCCGUAUUUUGGUCGUGCUGCUCCUUCCUGCACUGAAACUCCUCUGCAGGGAAUGGUAAUUGAAGAGGAAUAUGAAAAACAGCAAACCAGUUUAGAGAUGAAGAAACAGCUAUGUCCCUAUGCUGCAGUAGGAGAAUGCCGUUACGGAGAAAACUGCGUAUAUAUUCAUGGGGAUAUCUGCGACAUGUGUGGCUUGCAAGUCCUCCAUCCUGCUGAUGCUGCACAGAGAUCAUUACACAUAAAGUCAUGCAUCGAAGCUCAUGAGAAAGACAUGGAGCUCUCCUUUGCGGUUCAGCGUAGUAAAGACAUGGUGUGUGGCAUCUGCAUGGAGGUGGUAUAUGAAAAAGCCAAUCCCAGCGAGCGUCGAUUUGGGAUUCUAUCCAACUGCAAUCAUACUUACUGUCUCAAGUGCAUUCGCAAGUGGAGGAGUGCUAAACAAUUUGAGAGCAAGAUCAUAAAGUCCUGCCCAGAAUGUCGGAUCACAUCUAACUUUGUCAUUCCAAGUGAGUACUGGGUGGAGGAGAAGGAAGAGAAGCAGAAACUCAUUCAGAAAUACAAGGAGGCAAUGAGCAACAAGCCAUGCAGGUAUUUUGAUGAAGGCCGUGGGAGCUGCCCAUUUGGAGGGAACUGUUUUUACAAACACGCAUAUCCUGAUGGCCGCCGAGAGGAGCCCCAAAGGCAGAAAGUGGGAACUUCAAGUAGAUACAGAGCUCAGCGGAGAAACCGGUUCUGGGAAUUCAUUGAAGAGAGGGAGAGCAGCGAUCCCUUUGAGAACGAUGAGGAUGAGGUGGUGACCUUUGAGCUGGGUGAAAUGCUUCUCAUGUUGCUGGCGGCAGGAGGCGAUGAUGACCUAACAGACUCCGAGGAUGAAUGGGACUUGUUUCAUGAUGAGCUGGAAGACUAUUAUGACUUGGACCUAUAGCACAUCUUUGUGGUGUUUGGACUGUCUGCUCCAUUUUUUUUCCCCCUCCCAGGCAGUAGCUCUUUUUCCUGUGGUGUUGUGGCAGUGCCUGUGUUUUUCUCCUAGGCAGGCCUAUCAAUUCCAGGUGCUGCUGUUGUAAUAACUCCCCCACCCCACCCCAAAAUCUGUCUCCUUUUCCCUGCCUUCCCCCCUCUUCCAAGCCCUAGGAGUGUGUUUCUUUUUCUGUUAAAACAAAUGACAUGAAAUAAACCUUUAAAGCGUUA